AUGUUCAAGCAAUCAACACUAUACUUCUUCGUUGCACUGCUAAUAGCAGUUGCCUGUGUGGUGAUCCCCGUCUCUGCAACUGAGCCUACAACAGCGGGUGAAGCGCUGGUUCUUGAGCUGUACAUGCAUGACAUUCUUGGGGGCAGCAACCCAACAGCAAGGCCGGUCACCGGCUUGCUAGGCAACAUCUACAGCGGGCAAGUGCCCUUCGCUAGGCCACUCGGGUUCCUUCCUCCGCAAGAUGGGGUGGUCAUCCCUAAUGCCAAUGGUGCAGUCCCGACUCUCAACCUCAAUGGCAUUCCCUUGGGAACUGGCUUAGCAGGUACAAAUUUUGCUGGAAAUCAGAACAACAAUGGUAAUACCGUGUCAACCCAGUUAGGACCUGAUGGAUUGGGACUAGGAUUCGGAACAAUUACCGUCAUCGAUGACAUUAUAACCUCUGCUCCGGAGUUGGGAUCGCAGUCACUGGGGAAAGCCCAAGGGGUUUAUGUUGCAAGCUCUGCUGAUGGAACCACCCAAAUGAUGGCAUUCACUGCUAUGAUGGAAGGUGGGGAAUAUGGAGAUAGCCUCAACUUCUUCGGUGUUUACAAGAUAGGAAGCGCAAUGUCAUGCCUCUCGAUAACUGGAGGGACUGGCAAGUUUAAAAAUGCUUGCGGCUUUGCAGAGUUGCGAGCACUCAUACCGCCUGGUCAGCAUGUCACAGAUGGUGCAGAGACAUUGUUGAGGAUCACUGUCCAUUUGGAUUACUGA
Messenger RNA from Diospyros lotus (date-plum), 750 nucleotides. Its product is annotated as dirigent protein 18. The coding region runs from base 1 to 750 and encodes 249 amino acids. The record is from RefSeq and is a predicted model, not a curated record. The transcript has a single exon. Lineage: Eukaryota; Viridiplantae; Streptophyta; Magnoliopsida; Ericales; Ebenaceae.